GAGGCCUGGGGGAGUUCCACAGGGAAUAAGACAGUGUUGGAUAGUUUUAGAGAGUUUUGUUUGGAAGUCUAGGGUUCUGAGCAUUCCAAAAGAGGUAGUCACUUGCUUAUUCUGAAUAUUGAGAGUGCAAAGAUGCAUCCGAGGKGGUUUUGGUUAAAAAAAAAAAAAAAAAAAAAAAAAAAAAAGAGAGUGCAAAGAUGGCUAGCAGCCCCGUGUUAGUUUCCUCCUGUCGAUCGUCGUUUGUACCAAAUUUCACCAGGCUUUUUGAGAAUACCUUGGCACCUGGAGGAGGUGCUGCCUCAACUGGUGAACUGUUCUGUGAUGAAAUUGACUCCAUCGCAGCGAAGCUGGCUGAGGUUAAUAGCCCGAUCAAAGACCUUACCGAAGCAGUAGGUACGUCUUUUGCUCUCGUCGCAGCGCUGCACAUGAUCUUUCUGAUGCAGGGCGGUUUCGCCAUGCUGUGUGCAGGCUCCACUCGUGCCAAAAAUACCAUGAACGUCUUGUUAACGUAUAUUGCUGUUACUGCAUCUAGCGCCAUGUUUUUCUUCAUCUUUGGCUUUGCCCUCUCCUCUGACGCUCCUGAUGACAACGGUUUCAUGGGAGGUUCCCACUUUUUCCUGGACAAUUAUCGCCGCAAGGAGAUGUGGAUGUUCCGAUGGGCCUUUGCGGCAGCAGCAGCGGCGAUUCCCAGUGGGUCACUUGCAGAAAGGACCCAGUUGAUGACGUACAUCAUUUACGCCACUUUGCUAUCAGCUUUUGUGUACCCGGUUGUAGCUCAUUGGGUUUGGUCAUCUAGUGGAUGGCUGUCAGCAACCCGAGUGGUUGGUGGACGCUUGUUUGGAUCAGGAAUGAUUGAUUUUGGGGGAAGUGGGGCUGUGCACGUCACCGGAGGCAUAGCGGGAUUCUGGGGAACUUUCAUUGAGGGCCCUCGUUUGGGACGAUUUGGAGCGCACUUAACCAAAAUCAACAAAAUGCAAAUGAGUCUUUCUGAGUGCAUGUUUGGUGCUGCAGAGAGGGUCCGUUUUGAUGCCAAGGGCUCAGUGACACUAGGCAUUCCAUCUGAGUUAAAAGGCCAUAACGUUGUACUUGUUGUCCUAGGAACCUUCUUUGUCUGGUUUGGCUGGUAUGGAUUCAACCCUGGUUCAGCAACGGACACUACCCGAACUGCCGACGUGGUUGGCCACGUAUCAACCACCACCACGUUGUCUGGUGCAGCAGCAGGCAUCACCACUCUCUUUGUCAAGAAGAUGCAGAAAGGCCAUUGGAGUGUGCAAGAUGUUUGUAAUGGCCUUCUGGCUGGGCUUGUCACAAUAACAUCGGGAUGUGCUGUGGUGGAGCAUUGGGCGGCAAUCCUAACGGGAUUUGUCGCUGCCUGGGUGCUCAUCGGCGGGAACAUGGCAAUGGAGCGGUGGGAGAUCGAUGACCCGCUGGAGGCCACACAACUUCACACUGGGUGCGGUGCCUGGGGAGUGCUCGUCACUGGACUCCUUGCAAAACCAGGGUUUGUCAAGGAGGUGUACGGAAUUCACGGUCGCUAUGGCCUGUUGUAUGGUGGAGGCGGGAAACUGCUCGCUGCCCACCUUGUGGGCCUCUUCUGCAUCAUUGUCUGGGUGUCAGUCAUGAUGGGCAGCCUUUUCUUGCUGCUUCACCGGUUUGAUCUGCUGAGGAUCUCCAAGGAACAAGAGACAGAAGGGUUGAACAUGACUAUAGAGAAUGGGCUUGGAUACUCGGAAGGAAGCUCAAGAGGUCGUGCUAGUCACAUGAAAUCAGCAAAAACUGGCAAGGCAACAGACACAGGGAGUAUCAGUAAGUUGGAGCCUGAGCAGCUGCCGAGUGGGAGUGCCGGCAGCAAUAGUGUGUAGAGUCUGAAGGGAGGGGUUGUACGGUGUCACGGAUUGGCUUAUGCGGA
Messenger RNA from Chara braunii, 1909 nucleotides. Lineage: Eukaryota; Viridiplantae; Streptophyta; Charophyceae; Charales; Characeae. The record is from the annotation of a GenBank genome assembly.